CUUAAAGUCAUAUGAUUCACAGCAAAUAUAGCAACAAAUAUCUCAAUUGGUAUUUUCCAAAGCCACGAAACGUGCAUUGAGUUUGGAGCGAUAUCUGAAGUGAAGAUUGAAGACGUGAUAGAAGAUGGACGACUACUGCUAUGCUAAGAUGGCGACGUCCGCUAAAAGAGAACAUGAAAGAGAAUCAACUUCCAGCAAAUCACCGACGGAGAUAAAGACGAAAGAUGAAGACGUCCAGCAGCUGAUCGGUAAUCCAGAAGAAGUUACCCCUCAGUUAGGGGGGAGCUCCACUUUGAAGCAGGAGACUCCACAACCACCCUGCAUCAAAAAGGAAGAGGAGGAACUCUGCAUCACUCAGGAGGGAGAGUGUCUUCUAGGACGAGAGGAAGCUGAUUACACCAAGUUUCCACUGAGUAUUCUCUCUGUGAAGACUGAAGAUGAUGAAGAGAAACCACAAGUAGACAACCUCUUAGCUCCACUAUCAGAUAGUGAGGCUGAAGACGAGGUUGAAGUAACUUUGAGCAGCGAUAAAGACUGUGAAGGUGAUAUGAGGACUCACACUGACAACAAACACUCUGAAUGCUCUACAAAGAAGAGAGGUAAAACAUGUUUGAGCUGCUCAGUUUGUGCUGAAAGUUUUACUCAAAAGAGCAGUUUGACUCGACACAUGAGAACACACACAGGUGAAAAACCAUUCAGUUGUUCAGUUUGUGCCAAAAGCUUUUCUCGAAAAUGUGGUUUGACUCAACACAUGAGAACACACACAGGAGAAAAAACAUUUAAUUGUUCCCUUUGUAGCAAAAGCUAUUCGCGAAAUUGCAGUUUGACUGAACACAUGAGA
This is a messenger RNA of Nerophis lumbriciformis (worm pipefish), 841 nucleotides long. NCBI's taxonomy places the organism in Eukaryota, Metazoa, Chordata, Actinopteri, Syngnathiformes, Syngnathidae. The record is from RefSeq and is a predicted model, not a curated record.